Molecule: messenger RNA, 3216 nt
Organism: Candoia aspera
Lineage: Eukaryota; Metazoa; Chordata; Lepidosauria; Squamata; Candoiidae
Gene: FEM1B
Product: fem-1 homolog B
Exons: 2
Coding region: 53-1936 (627 amino acids)
Molecular function (GO): protein binding
Source: RefSeq, a predicted model, not a curated record
GGAGGGCGGCGGCGGCGGGGCGCGGUGGAGGUCCCCGCAGGAGCAGGCGGCCAUGGAGAGCCUGGCCGGCUACGUCUACAAGGCCGCCAGCGAGGGCCGGGUGCUGACCCUGGCCGCCCUGCUGCUCAACCGCUCCGAGGGCGACGUCCGCUACCUGCUCGGCCACGUCACGCACCAGGGGGGGCAGCGGUCCACCCCCCUCAUCAUCGCCGCGCGCAACGGGCACGCCAAGGUGGUGCGCCUGCUGCUGGAGCAUUACCGGGUGCAGACGCAGCAGACCGGCACCGUCCGCUUCGAUGGUUACGUCAUUGACGGGGCCACUGCACUUUGGUGUGCAGCUGGGGCUGGCCACUUUGAAGUUGUCAAGCUCCUAGUAAGCCAUGGAGCUAAUGUUAACCACACUACUGUGACCAACUCCACUCCUCUGCGGGCUGCCUGCUUUGAUGGCAGGCUGGACAUCGUCAAGUACCUUGUGGAGAACAAUGCCAACAUCAGCAUUGCUAACAAGUAUGACAACACUUGCCUUAUGAUUGCUGCUUACAAGGGCCAUGUUGAUGUGGUGCGCUUUCUUCUGGAGCAGCAUGCCGAUCCCAAUGCCAAAGCACACUGUGGCGCUACAGCAUUGCACUUUGCAGCUGAGGCGGGUCACUUGGAGAUUGUCCGUGAGCUGGUGAAGUGGAAAUCUGCCAUGAUGGUGAAUGGCCAUGGAAUGACACCGCUGAAGGUGGCUGCAGAGAGCUGUAAAGCUGAUGUUGUGGAACUGUUGUUGGCGCAUGCUGACUGUGACCGCAAGAGCAGGAUUGAAGCUUUGGAACUUCUGGGUGCCUCAUUUGCAAAUGACCGAGAAAAUUAUGACAUAAUGAAAACCUAUCAUUAUUUAUAUUUAGCCAUGCUAGAGCGGUACAGAGAUAGCGAGAACAUUAUAGAGAAGAACAUCCUGCCUCAGAUAGAAGCGUAUGGCAACCGGACUGAGUGCCGGACUCCUCAAGAGCUAGAAUCCAUUCGUCAGGACCGAGAUGCUCUGCACAUGGAGGGCCUCAUUGUCCGCGAGCGGAUUCUGGGUUCUGAUAAUAUUGAUGUGUCACAUCCCAUUAUUUACCGUGGUGCUGUUUAUGCUGAUAACAUGCAGUUUGAACAGUGUAUUAAGCUCUGGCUCCAUGCUUUGCAUUUACGACAGAGAGGCAAUAGGAAUACCCACAAGGACCUUCUCCGAUUUGCUCAAGUUUUCUCUCAGAUGAUACAUCUGAAUGAGCCUGUGAAAGCCAAGGACAUUGAGAGAGUCUUGAGAUGUAGCGUCUUGGAGAUAGAGCAAGGGAUGACCAGGGUCAAAAGCUCUCCAGAGGCUGAGCUUCACACAGCCAUGGACAACUACGAAUGCAAUGUCUUUACGUUCUUGUACUUGGUAUGCAUCUCAACCAAAACCCAGUGUAGGGAUGAGGAACAGUCACGAAUUAAUAAACAGAUUUAUAACUUAAUCCACCUGGAUCCCAGGACACAAGAUGGGUCUAGUUUGUUGCACCAUGCUGUUAACUCUGGUACACCGGUGGAUGACUUCCACACCAACGACGUCUGCAGCUUCCCUAAUGCACUGGUCACCAAACUCCUUUUGGAUUGUGGUGCGGAUGUCAAUGCUGUGGACAACGAAGGGAAUACUCCAUUGCAUGUCAUAGUCCAGUACAACAGGCCCAUCAGUGAUUUUUUGACCUUGCAUUCUAUCAUCAUCAGCUUGGUUGAGGCUGGCGCUCACACAGAUAUGACGAACAAACAGAAAAAAACUCCUCUGGACAAAAGUACGACUGGUGUGUCUGAAAUACUCCUGAAGACUCAAAUGAAACUGAGCCUGAAGUGCCUCGCUGCUCGAGCUGUGCGGGUUUAUCAUAUCAGCUAUCGCAACCAGAUCCCUAGAACACUGGAAGAAUUUGUAGAAUUCCACUAGGUCACAUCUUGAUGGUGGUAUUUCAUACUUUCCCUCCAUGAAGGGUCAAAUAAAAUACCAGGCAGAGAUUCUGCAUUUCCUUUCCUUUUCCAUUCUUUUGGGAGUGAAUAUACACCAGUCUGCUCCUUGAUGUUUGGCUUUGAUUUCCAGAUAUAUCAGCUAGUGGCAGGAUAAAUGGUGUCCUUUUUCUCUUAGUGGAGAACAAAACAAACUCUAAAUUAGAUAAGGGUAAACUAUUUUGAUACAGUACUCUGAUGCACACGGGUUUUACCAUUGACAGCCGAGAAUGCUUUAAGCAGCUACCUGCCAAGUGUUUUGCAUUUGACGGAUUGAGCCAGUACGUACCUAUGCAGCAGUCUGGGAGGUUAUCUGGUGGGGGAGUGGGGCAGUUGGGGGGUAGAUGGAGGUGAGAAUUAUUGCUGGGAUUUUACUAAAACAUAUAAAGCAAUCCAGGGAAAUGUAUUCUUCACCAGCCUAUUUUUUAAAGCUUUUCCAUUCCCACCGAUGUCAGUAACUUUUGUUUCUAAUUCUGCUUGCAAUGAAAUGAAAAUAACUGAUUAUUUCCCACCAGACAGAAAUUCAGGCAAGAGAAUGGGCUUAUUAGUAUAUUUUUCAUUGAUUCUUAAAAAAAAAAGAAACAGAAUUCUUCCAGCCCAAUUCUUUAUGCAGAAGUAUUUUUUCAGUCGAGUGACAUGCUGUUGAUAUUUACAUGUGUAUGAGUACGUGCAAUGAUUUAGGAUAGACUUUGACCCCUCACCUAGACUUUUAUCUGAAAUGCAUUUUCCUACUAUCUUCCAACUAGCUGGCAAGCAAGGAUUUUUUCAAAAGAUGAGCUCAUAUUUUUUUAGAAAUAAUAUUUGAAAACUGUAGUAGGAAAGGAUCAGGGAAGAAUAAAUUAUGUUGGCAAUGUCCUGCCCUGAAAAUAAUUUUGUGUUUUCAGUCUAUUGAUUAUGGCUCCAUCAAGGAUUUUUUUUUCAAAAUGCCUCCCUCCCAAAUCAACCUUUUCAAAGGCCAUCUUUUAAAUUCUUUGUAGUAACUUGAUUGUGUGAAAAAUGUUUGACCUGUGGAAGCACCUCUUUGGCAGAAACAGCAGCAGCCAAGUGUAGGAUUUUUGACAGGUCUUUGGAAACACUUGCCAUUAUUUUAAAUGUCACUUUGUCAAAUGGUGGAAGAAUGUUCUCCUGUCAUUUUUAAAAAAUGGGUCAGUUCUAUUUGGGAAGGACAUUCUGGGCACAGGUGUAUGUGUUUGUACUACAAAUAAAAUCUUGAAUGUGAAAUCA